Pediculus humanus corporis (human body louse) is the source of this 1731-nucleotide messenger RNA. Its product is annotated as rhomboid, putative. Gene Ontology annotation, molecular function: serine-type endopeptidase activity. Gene Ontology annotation, cellular component: endoplasmic reticulum membrane. The coding region runs from base 1 to 1731 and encodes 576 amino acids. Gene Ontology annotation, biological process: regulation of protein secretion; regulation of epidermal growth factor receptor signaling pathway. The transcript has 9 exons. NCBI's taxonomy places the organism in Eukaryota, Metazoa, Arthropoda, Insecta, Psocodea, Pediculidae. The record is from RefSeq and is a predicted model, not a curated record.
AUGGAGCAAUCAUCUUCCUCUGAAUCAGCAACCAGACAAAAUCAAUCAAGAUCUGAUUCAAGACCUAGGUCAUUAUAUUCACAAGCUAAAAAAUACAUGAAGCAAGAAACCAUUAGUUUUUUCGGUGUGAAUGAAAGAAUUGAAGCUGCUCAGCAAGAAAAAUGGAUCGAAAGAAGGAAAAGAUUAGCCUUAAGGAAAUAUGGAUCAUUAAAGGAUGACAUACCUCUGCCUAGAUCUUUCAGGGAUUCUUUUAAUUAUCUUUAUUCUCAGUCGAGAGAUGGUUAUGGAUCUAGGCCAGAUAUUCUUCCUGAUGAAAGAGAUGAAACUGAUGCUGGUUCAGAAUGGCUAAAUAUAUCAGCUUACAAAAAACCAUCAGUUUUCCAAAUGACUUAUCGUGGAAUUGCUUAUUUAGUUACUACUUUAACACGCCGCAGACCAAGAACUCCAGAAAGAUCACGACAUUGGUCAAGAAGUUAUGCUCCGUCAGAUGUACCAAUGGUGCCUCAAGUUCAAAGACCACAGUCAUUAUCUUCAAAUGAAGUAUUUUUCAGUGCUUCUAGACCUUCAAGGGAUGAAACGGUUGCAUCUCCAGCACAAGAUGAAAUAGACAGUAGAGCUGGAGGUGAUUUUGGAAGCAGUUCAAAUCAGGCCCUUACUGUACAUCCGAUCAGGGAAGCUCAAAUUCCUUCAAGAAGUAGUAAUCAAAGUUGGCAGAGAGGAAGAGAUAGUCCAGGUACUGCCGGACCAGAAGUAGGAAGUUCUCGUAUAGAUAGUAACUUUUUGGGUAGAGCAUUUGAUAAUUCCAACAGGCGACAGUAUGGAAUGGGAAUAUUAGGACGUCUUUUUGGGAGAAAAAUGAAAAAAUCGGUGUCCAAUCAAGCACGUAUUAAAGAACAACUGGAUGAUUUAGAUGAUUAUAGACCUUAUUUUACUUAUUGGGUUACAACCGUACAAGUUGUUAUUCUUUUUAUUUCUUUAUUUACUUAUGGUUUUGGACCACCAGGAAUUGAUCUCAAUAGAAGAUCAGGAUUAGUGUCUUGUUUGGAUGAUGUCUGUGGCAUGAUUCCGUUUUACGUUCCCGAUCAUCCUGAUCAGUUUUAUAGACUUUGGACUUCAUUAUUUUUACAUGCAGGGAUUGUUCACAUGGCUGUGACUUUGCUUAUUCAGUUAUCAUUAAUGAGAGAUUUAGAAAAAUUGACGGGUCCGUUAAGAAUCGGAAUUAUUUACCUCGGGUCUGGAGUUGCUGGAAAUUUAGCAUCCGCUAUUUUUGUGCCAUAUCGAGCCGAGGUUGGACCGGCCGGAUCUCAGUUUGGAUUAUUAGCGUGCCUCGUCGUCGAAGUCCUCAACGUUUGGCCCAUGCUUCAGAGACCCGAAAAUGCCUUAAUGAAACUUUUAGGCAUCGUUUUAGUUCUUUUCCUUUUCGGUCUCCUCCCGUGGAUCGACAAUUACGCUCAUUUUUUCGGUUUCGUUUUCGGUUUCCUCCUCUCGUACGCAUUUCUCCCGUUCGUCUCAUUCGGUCCCUACGACAGAACGAAAAAAGUCACACUCAUUUGGAUUUGUCUUUUUUCCGCCGGUAUCGUUUUCGGUGCUUUAGUCGUUUUAUUUUACAUCGUUCCAAUAUACGAGUGUCAAGUGUGUAAUUAUUUCAAUUGCAUACCGCUGACGAGAGAUUUUUGCGCGGAGCAAAAUAUUAAUUUCAUAAAAAACGUAAACACGGGCGACGUCGUAUGA